Fusarium vanettenii 77-13-4 is the source of this 1788-nucleotide messenger RNA. RefSeq lists its product as uncharacterized. The coding region runs from base 1 to 1788 and encodes 595 amino acids. The transcript is spliced from 3 exons. The record is from RefSeq and is a predicted model, not a curated record. Lineage: Eukaryota; Fungi; Ascomycota; Sordariomycetes; Hypocreales; Nectriaceae.
AUGUGCAAAUUCGACUUUGUUGAAGGCGAACAGAUCAUCGCGGAUCUCGAUGAAGACGGCUUCUCCAAGGCGUUUGUUUUCCAAAAAGUUCAAAGUUGGUACCGUAUUGAGAGAGCCUCCAAAUCUCAUAUACGCAGGCCCGUGACCUUUUCCUGGAUAGGCAAGGAUGGGCCUUGUUUCCAUCUUCAAUGUUAUCGACGGAGCUGUUCCGAAGCCAUCGCAUCAAGGUGUCUAGAUGAACCGCUACGCGGUUUCACGCCUUCAGUCAGCCAUCAGAGACGCAGAGCCCGUUACCUCGUGGAUCUUCUAUCAAGUAAGCUGCUUUACCAUGAAAGCUGGCCACGAAAGCUACCCUGUGAGGUCUGGCGGAUGAUUGCCAGUUACCUUGUCCGGGAGACUGCAAUCACUACAGCUCUGUGGCGAGGCCGUAUGGAACCCCUAUCUCCAUAUUACCUUUAUAAUGGCUCAAUCAAUCCUACUUACGUCUCUUUCAUCAAUAUUGAUGGUCGGCACUACAUUCGGGAGAAGAAACCAUCUCUGGAAGACGCCAACACCCCACCAAGCUCUUCUAGGAAUGCUUCAGACAAGUCCGAGUUCAUAUGCCGACUGCCGCUACUUGAUAAGAGCAAAGCUUACUUUGCUGCGGUUGAUGCAUUUGGGGUUCUGCAGGUAUUCCCAGUCUCCCCCCGUCAGCGAGAAGCAUGGUGUCGCGACUAUCCUACCAUACCAGGUGCCUGGUGGUAUCUCAAGCAUGAAAUCCCAAGACCGACCGACUACCGUCCACCCGAGAUUUACUGGAAGAUCCCCAUCGCAAACCCUCCCGCGAUCAUCGAACUCGGCACAAUGCAGAAACCGCCUGUAAGAUGGAUCCUUCAUCUUCGAAUGCGCUUCUUCGAGUGCAACUCGCCCGAUAUCGUUGGCUACUCUGUGGCACUCGAUCAACAAGGGAAUCUUCUAACCAUCUUUUCUCAUAAACGGGAUCAGGGGAUGAGCCAACCGAGUCUGCCUCUAGUGCCGGGCUUGGAAGACAUCACAGACCCGGCCGAGUUGUCGCUGGUCUUCAUGCCCUUGCAUCAAGACGAACGCAUAACCGAAAUUUAUGGCAUGGUUCGGAAGAAAAGCUCCUUUAAGCUGGCUGGUAUAUCGUUCUCUACUGACAAAGGGCGAACCAUCACUUUUGGCCCAUCUCGACCUGAGGCUUUCAACAUCAAACGCCUUGUUAAAGUGCCCCCCAAGCCAUGCCGUGUCUUCAUCAACGAACUAGAGUACAAGGAACAGAUGUUCAGGCUCCAGUUUAUUGCUUUCGAAGGAGAUAAGAAUCAUCCCUUUCCUCCUCCCCAAGACGCUCUGCCGACUCCACCAGAAUCCCGGCUGCUUCCUUCUAUGAAGGGCAUCAACGGAUGGAAGUAUUGGUACACGUCAUGCUCCCUGAGAGAAGCAUCCAAGAUCUACCCUUGUGUCGAUGGGGUUGUCAGUAGCCGUUGGUAUCAAACCCUCACCGGUCUGCUUGUCGAGUUUGCCGACGGUCGUCGCGAGUCUGUGGGAUGGGUCCGUCUUGACUGGCUCACUGAACCGAUUGCACUUGAUACAAGGGAUAGUCUGUAUAUUCGCCGCGCAGGGAGCCAACUCUUCUUUGAGGGGACCACGUUUGAGACACAAAAGCCAGCAACACGACGAAACAAGGGGAGGCUAGAAGUUAGGCAAUCAGACACACUAGAAUGGUGCUUCAGUAUCAUGCCUCGACGCAACUUUUUAUCCAAUGGACGUGAGGACCUAGGUUGGCAUUGA